Lactuca sativa (garden lettuce) is the source of this 732-nucleotide messenger RNA. RefSeq lists its product as uncharacterized. The record is from RefSeq and is a predicted model, not a curated record. Lineage: Eukaryota; Viridiplantae; Streptophyta; Magnoliopsida; Asterales; Asteraceae.
AUGGAAAAUCGGUUGAAGUGGUUGAGUCGGUCAAUGAGAGAACCUGAAGAGAAGACAAUGAACAGAAAAAAGAAGACAAUUAGAAGCACAGGUGGACAGAGGCGAUGGAGACGAACGAUCGAAGAAGUAGUGGUGGGAAAUCAUCUGAGAGCUACAGAUUUAUGUGAAGGAAAGAGGCGGUCUAAUAUUGAUAAUGGAAUGUUGCCUACAGGUGGUGGCGAAACUUAUUGGAAUAAUUGGGUUCCAAUUAAGUUGAAUAUUUUCAUAUGGAGAUUAAGAUUGAAUAGCCUUCCAACUCGAGCAAAUCUUUCUUAUAGGGGAAUUUUAUUGGAUUCAAUCUUGUGUCCAGUUUGCUCUGCUAUGAUUGAGUCUAUUGAUCACUUGUUUUUUGGGUGUAGUGAGUUAAUUGAUCUUUGGAAUAGAGUUGCUCUAUGGUGGGGUGUUCAUGUUCCUCAACAUCUUUCCAUAGAUUCGUUAUUGUUUUGGUCUAAUUCGUUCUCUUGGAGAAGUGGUCAACGGAAAGUGUUUGACGCAGUGAUUAUGACGACGUUAUGGUGUAUAUGGAAUUUCCGGAAUUGCAUUCUUUUUGGAACGGAGUUGCCUAUGAAAUCAAUAAUUUUUGAUGAAAUGGUAAAGAAUUCUUAUUUUUGGGUUGUUAAUAGGUGUAGCAAAGCUAAUAUAGGAUGGACUAAUUGGCUUCAUAAUCUUGUUUCUGCUUGUAAGUUAUUGUAA